Coniophora puteana RWD-64-598 SS2 is the source of this 1777-nucleotide messenger RNA. RefSeq lists its product as uncharacterized. The record is from RefSeq and is a predicted model, not a curated record. The transcript has 9 exons. Bases 142 to 1617 code for a protein of 491 amino acids. NCBI's taxonomy places the organism in Eukaryota, Fungi, Basidiomycota, Agaricomycetes, Boletales, Coniophoraceae.
UUGACAAUGAGGCCUAGACUUGACACUUGAAAACCUUCCGAGACACGCCUUGCCUUUUCCUCGACCUUUAUCCAGUUCUCCUCAACCUCCUUUCAUCGCCUCAUUCCGCUCCAUAAACUUCCUACGCGUAGUAGUCUCGAGAUGCCAAAACUCACCACCUUCUUCGACGACCGCGUCCCCAUGAUCACGUUCGAUAGCGGGUGGAUCCCAACAAUAUCAACGCAGGAUGACGCGGCGGGCUACUACUGGGAUGGCACGUUCACAAGCACUCCUACGGACAAUGCUACUGCGCAGCUCACGUUCACGGGGACUAGCGUGUGGGUGUACGGCUCGAAGCGGGUCAACCAUGGGACUUUCACCGUCGAAAUAGAUGGCACGGGGGCUACCACCGUCAACGGGUACUCGCCGAUGAGUCAGUGGCAGCAGCUACUCUACUCGAAUUCGGGGCUUUCACAGGGGCAGCACACGAUCGUGAUCACGAACACGGGAAACGUCAGUACUGGGUCAUGGUUAGACUUCGACAUGAUUAAAUUCGAGACCACGGUUGGGGACGACAGUGGCUCGUGGCUUACGUCCGUUAUCCAGGACACGGAUUCAGCAUUUGUGUACUCGGGAUCAUGGAACGGUGAUGCUGAGCCUUCAAAUGCUGCAUUCUUCAGCCAGGGUUCCGGACACACCACGACUGAGACCAACGAUCAGGUCACCCUGACAUUUACUGUAGGGGACGUGAUAGACCUCUACGGUACGGUUGGACCCAGCAAUGGACAGUACUCUGUCCAGCUGGACGGAGGCUCGAUUCAGCACUUCAAUGCUACGAAACCUCUGCCUCAGUAUCAGAUGGUAAUCUAUCAUGAGAGCAACCUCGGUAGCGGAAAUCAUCAACUAGUGGUUACAAACAUGGACCCUAUGGAGCUGAGUAUCGACUAUGCGGAGGUUAAGACUGCGAGUACGUCUUCAGGGGAGUUCGGUCUGUGCAAGACAAGUCUUACCCCCGGCAUCGCAGCCGGACUCGCCAUUCUCGCCUUCACCACCCUCGUUGGCCUACUCUCCGGCGCAUACUUCUUCCGGCGCUGGCGCAAAGAGGAAGUUGACGCCUACCGGAAUGCCGCGAAGCCCUUUGACCUCAUGCCUGCGCCUCACAAAAUAUUUCCAUAUGACCCCUAUGAACCUCACAGUGCUGCGAUUACGUCAGGACACUACAGCGACAUCCCCUCUCUAUCGUACAACGCGAACGAGUCGAACUCUCACUCUGAGCCACGGCCAAGCUUUGCACAGACGCACUCGGGGCCAGCAUCGCCCCCAUGGUCGGGAGGACAGCAGAACAUGUACUCUGCGCCGACGUAUGUCGCUACCAGCGAGGUGGCAACCGCUGGAGGCUCGCAGUAUGGUGGACGGCGUGAUGAUCUAGCAGGCGCGGACGACCAAAGUGCCGCUGACGCGCCUCUCCUUCCACUUGCACCAAAUCGGCGUGCGGAUAGUGGACCCAGCGGCUCUCAAGGGCAAGCGCAACGAAAGCAGAGUGGUUUCGCCGAGCAGGCUCGCCGAGCCGUUACAACGGCGAGGAAGAUGAGUCUGGUUCGCGUAGGCCCACCGCCUGACUAUAACUAUACUCAGUGAUCAUGAAAUGUGUGGAUACAUAUACUGUAGCUCUUCUCGUCUUUAAUAGGUUUCGGCUAGCUCGAGCUGUGACUAAGUAUAUCUACAAAAGCUUUCCUUAUAUCUGGCGCCCUUCGCUGUGCGAUAAGAAUAGCUUCCCCACUAGCAUACUCUCAUUGUC